This is a messenger RNA of Mercenaria mercenaria, 1986 nucleotides long. Its product is annotated as DNA primase large subunit-like. The coding region runs from base 131 to 1714 and encodes 527 amino acids. The transcript has 12 exons. Gene Ontology annotation, biological process: DNA replication, synthesis of primer. Gene Ontology annotation, cellular component: alpha DNA polymerase:primase complex. The record is from RefSeq and is a predicted model, not a curated record. Lineage: Eukaryota; Metazoa; Mollusca; Bivalvia; Venerida; Veneridae.
CUUCAGACGCAUGAGACAGCCGGAUAAACUUCGGUGUAACAUUGAUUUAAUUGGUACCAGUCACACAAAUCUUCUGCGAGCGGUGCGUAAAAAGCAACCGGGAAGAAGCAAAUAAAAACAAAGCGCGAAAAUGGAGUUUGCUGGAACAACAAAACGAAAAAAUAAGCAAGUUAAAGGCAAAACUUCAGAUAAAGCAUACAAUCAAAAACUUCAGUUGUAUAAAAUACCACCAACAGAUACGAUAUCUCUCUAUGAGUUUGAAGAUUUUGCUGUUGAAAGGCUGAAAGUUCUGAAGGCUGUUGAAACUGCAGGAGAGAAGUAUGUCAAAACUUCCGCUGACUACGAGACAUUCAUGCGUGAGCAACUCAGAAAUACCAAGUUUAGCAAGCUUGCCAAGGGAGACAGAAAAGAUGAAGACGGUGACUUGAGGAGAGUAGACCACAUCUCUCAUUUUAUCCUAAGAUUGGCUUACUGUAGAUCAGAGGAACUGAGGCGCUGGUUCUUACAACAAGAGUUGGACUUGUUCCGUUUCCGAUUCAAAUUGACUUCAGAUGAACACAAAAAAGAAUUUCUUAAAGAGAAUAAUUUAAACUAUGAAUCAAUAUCAUCGGAGGAAAAGAAUAGAUUACAAGAGCAGUUGGCAGUUGUCUCGAAUAUAGCAGCAAGCUCUGUAGAAACUAUAGAAUACUUCAAGGUACACUUUACAGAAGUAUUAGAUUUAGUACAGAAGAGAAAGGUUUACCUGCACAAAGGAAAGGCCUUUGUACCAUACACUGAAAUGAUCUCAUUGUUGCUAGGUGUUUACAGAUCACAUCUCUCACAAGCCCUUGCUAUAACAGCAAGAGCCUUGCCUCACUUAGAGGAGGAUGAACGUCUGUUACCGAUGUUGUGCAGUCUUAGUAAGCGCUACAUUGGAUCUGAUUAUAACCUUAAGAAAAAUUCUGUAGGACAAGUCACUGCAGACAUGAUUGAUAUGUUGUCAAAGAAGUCUUUCCCAUUGUGUAUGAGUCAUCUACAUACAUCGAUGCGUCAGAACCAUCAUCUGAGGCACGGAGGUCGACAACAGUAUGGUCUUUUCUUAAAGGGAAUUGGACUCAGCCUGGAUGAAGCUAUCAAAUUCUGGAGAUCUGAGUUCACUAGACUCAUAGAUGCAGAUAAGUUUGAUAAGCAGUACUUGUACAAUAUCCGACAUAACUAUGGUAAAGAGGGGAAGAGAGCAGAUUACACACCAUACAGUUGUAUGAAGAUUAUAGUGUCUAAUGCACCAGGACCUGGUGAUGCUCAUGGUUGCCCAUUCAAGCAUACAGAUAUGGACUUGUUGAAACAGAAACUAAAAAACAUGUCAAUAGGAGACAGUUACUUGGACAAGAUCAUGUCGGAAGUGAAAGCAGGUCGGUACAAUGUUGCAUGUACAAGGUAUUUUGAGGCAGCGCACAAACUACCUGUGGAGUACCAGGCUCAAGCAUUCAGUCAUCCUAACCAGUACUUUGAUGAGAGCCAGCGCGUCUUAAAUGGCGACAAUAAAACUUCCUCAUUGGGAACACCAAAGACACCUCGUACCCAGAGAGUAUCUUCGCAGCAAUCCCAGGGAACUCCAAAAUCUCAGCCAAUCAGCAACAGUGGCCAGUCUUCUACACAAAGUAACGGUCUAGAUGAAAUGGACGAUGAUUUUGAUAUAACAGAGGCAGAAAUGUCAAUGCAUGCAGAUCGAUAGAGUGAAAACUGAAUUUAACAUAUUUUUAUGGUAAUAAAAUUCUUAAAAAUGAAAUGGAAAAUAGAUUUUAUGUUUAAGGUUCUUCUUCAUACAACACAUGUGAUAAAGUUAUUGUGAUUGUUCAUGCAAGUUCAAGAUUUUUAAACUUGGUAAUGAAUGUCUGUAAGAUUAUGUUGAAAAAAAGAGAAGCUGAUGAUUUUGAUUCCGAAACAGCAAGAUAUUAAAUCUACUUUGGAAUAAAAUGUCUGGGAUUAUCUAGUACCAGAAACAAG